AUGAAUAUCUGCCAGCCGAAAACCGACCGUGACUACAUCCCCAUUUCAGACCACGGCCUGAUUGGAAAUUUGCAUACUGCGGCGUUGGUUAGCAUCGACGGUUCAGUUGAGAGCUACUGUGUGCCAAACUUUGAUUCCCCGUCUGUCUUCGCACGGAUUCUGGACCAAGAUAAAGGGGGUCAUUUCUCGAUCACGCCUAAGGUUCCGUUUACCACCAAACAGAAUUAUCUUCCGAGUUCCAAUGUCCUUCAAACCAAGUUCAUGAAUGAGCAAGGCGUUGUUAGCGUCACAGGUUUGGCUAUCGUAUCUAACAUCUAUUCAUCCUUGACGUGCUUUCCAGAUUUUCUGCCUCGUCAGAAAACAUCUGAAGGCUUUCCAGCGACUGCAACACAGCCUUUACUUCACUGGCUCAUCAGACGCGUCGAGUACGAGGAACGAUCCCUUGAGCUAUGGAAUGAUGACCCCUCUAGCUCUGUCCCUCAGAUGAAGGCGACGUUCGUGUCGAAGGAUUGCGCUUUAGACUUGAGAUAUGUCGUCGAUAGUACUAUGGAUAAUGUUGCCUGCCCAUCAGUCGAACUGUGCUUCCUUGAUUUGUCGGCUAAGGGGCAUAAAGGUCUUGGAGUACAUGCAGACCUAUCUCUAGAGGAGGGUCAAUGCGUAUGGUUCAUUUUACGCAUCCCACCAGUCUUAACGUCUACGAGAAAUGAGGGUCUUGGAACGAACUUUCUGCCUACUACAGCAGCUGGUGAUCCACCCUUGACCAAAGAGCUUAUGCAUGGUUUGCUCCUUACCACAAUCAAAUACUGGGUUGAUUGGAUUAGGCACUCAUCUUACAGUGGUUCAUGGAAAGAAGCAGUUCACAGAAGCGCCUUAGCUUUGAAGCUUCUCAUUUUUGAGCCAACUGGCGCUGUUGUGGCUAGCCCUACUUUCAGUCUACCGGAGUAUAUCGGAGGCACCAGGAACUGGGAUUAUCGUGCUUCGUGGAUUCGGGACUCAUCGUUUACUCUGUAUGCCCUCAUACGACUGGGAUUCACUCAUGAAGCAAACGCUUACAUGGAAUUCAUUUUCGAACGUCUACGACACAAGAACGACGAUGGAAGCUUGCAGAUAAUGUACACGAUCCACGGCGGCAAGGAUCUCGAAGAAAUCGAGCUUAACCAUCUUGAUGGACACAAAGGUUCUAAGCCUGUUCGAAUUGGAAAUGGUGCUGCAGAUCAUCUACAAUUGGACAUCUACGGCGAACUCAUGGAUUGUAUUUAUCUUGGUCAGAAGUUUGGCCGGCCUUUGGGCUACGACGACUGGGUCCUUGUUCGUGAACUAGUCGAUUACGUCGUCGCAAACUUGAAGAACCCUGAUUUGUCUAUAUGGUUCGCGCCAUCUUUAAACGUCCAUUCUUCUAAUAUCCCCCGAUCAUUUAGGGAAGUAAGAAAUAAGAAGCGCCACUUCACAUAUUCCAAGAUGAUGCUGUGGGUGGCCAUCGAUCGAGGUUUGCGGCUGGCCGAUAAGCGCUCGCUUCCGUGUCCUCAGCGCUACAAAUGGCUAGAAGCUCGGGACUUUUUGUACGAAGAAAUCAUGCAAAAGGCUUGGAACCCGGAGAAACAGCACUUUGGACAAAGCUACGAGGAGACUCACGUCCUAGACUCUGCACUACUCAUUAUGCCGCUCGUGUUCUUCAUGCAAGGGUCGGACCCCAGAUUUGUCAGUACCUUGAAACAGAUAUUGAAAACGCGAGAGAGGGGGGGUUUGACAUCAAAUAAUCUUAUCUUCCGUUAUGACGUACAUAAAUCCGAUGAUGGUGUCGGCGGGGAGGAAGGAACUUUUUGCUUGUGUACGCUCUGGGGUGUUGAAGCACUCACCCGUGCCGGGCAAUACGAUAGGACUAUGCUUCCCAAGGCUGUUACGAUGUUUGAGGAUUUCCUUCAAUAUCUUAACCAUGUUGGUCUAUGCACUGAGGAGGUAUCUGAGGCAGGGGAAGGGCUGGGUAAUGCUGUUCAAGGAUUUACGUGA
This is a messenger RNA of Desarmillaria tabescens, 2007 nucleotides long. Its product is annotated as glycoside hydrolase family 15 protein. Lineage: Eukaryota; Fungi; Basidiomycota; Agaricomycetes; Agaricales; Physalacriaceae. Bases 1 to 2007 code for a protein of 668 amino acids. The transcript has 31 exons. Gene Ontology annotation, molecular function: hydrolase activity, hydrolyzing O-glycosyl compounds. The record is from RefSeq and is a predicted model, not a curated record. Gene Ontology annotation, biological process: carbohydrate metabolic process.